GACUACAGUACACAAGUUGAGUUGGCAAAGGCCGCUUGGCCGCUGGGACAAUGGCAGAACGGGCCCGCUUGCAUGGGCCCAUACAGCGCGUUUUGCAUAUAGAAAGCGACAGAUGAAAAGAGGAAGCAGACAACGAACGCUGCUGUGAGGACGAGAGGGAGCACGGGGCCUACCUCGGCGGCCAUAAGGCAACUUGGAGUUAAGAGCAGGCUGCUAACAGCACUAGCAGCUGUACUUGACCGGCGGUCGCAGCUUUGAAGGAUGCUUGACCAGGGGAGCGACGCCUUUGAUCGGGCCCGGCGCCUGCUGGCCCGCAUCAUGUCGCGCCUCAUGCAGCAGACCUUCUUGGCCUGGCGUAAGCAUGCGCGCUUUGAGACGACCAUCAAGCAGAUGGAGGAGGUCAUUGACCCUGUUGCGGCUGUGUUGGACAAGCUGCCGGAGAAUCGCACCCCGGAGGACAUCCAGAAGCUGGUGCCGCUGGUGUCGCAGAUCGAGGCUUACAAGCCGCUGCACCCGCAAGUGCGCGAGUUCCUGGCAUCCUACCUGCACCUGGCCCUCCUGACCGACCACACCGAGCUGCCGCGUCAGCCCAGUGACAACUCCUGCCUGUUCAGUGUGGUGUUCGGGCAGCUGACGGCGCUGGUGGGGGACCCGGGCGACCCAGCGCUGGCGGCCAUUCGCGACCACGCAGUCGCGGAGCUGAUGGCUCUUGUCCCUCCGGAGCCCAGCGAGGCGGAGGUGCGCGCUGACGCAGCCGUAGGCGCAGCCGCUUCGGCAGCCGCAGGAGCCCCCACGGAGCAGCUCAGCGUGGAGAGCAGCUUAGGGCUAGCCAGCAGCGUGGCGGCGGUGGCGGCCGCGGAGGAGCGGCGGCUGCGGGCACAGGCCACCAUGUCCAUGUACGGCAUCAAGGGCGUCAGCGGCGUGGCGGCGGAGCAGGUGUCUGGGAGCCUGUGGCGCUGCAUCGUGGACACCAUCCACAACCUGAACAAGCUGCAAAAGGCACAGGCCAUGCGAGCGCUGGCGGCGCAGCACGCGGCCACCCUGGAGGACGGUGCGGGCGGCCACGGCGCGGGAGGCAAGCUGGGGCUGGCGGGCCCAGGCGCGGAAGAGGCGGCGCUGUUGGAGCUGCUGCCGGUGCUUGCGAACCUGAAGACGCAGGUGCACAUUUUCAAGGCAGGGCAGUCGUUCUCGGGCAGGGAGCUGUUCUGCCACGAGGAGGCGGGCCUUGUGCAGGAGGUGGGCGCCAUGCACGUGGAGCUGCCGGGUCGCGCCAUCGCCGCAAUUACGCCGGAGAACGGGCUGGCGGCGCUGGUGUACGUCAGCCGGGAGGUGUACCGCCGGGCCAUGGCCAUGCAGUCUGAGAUCAGCGUGCGGCGUGCGGUGGACAGCUGCUGCCGGCUGCCGUUCCUGCGCCACACGCCCCUCAAGGAGCUGUACCGGCUGUCGCGGCACAUGCACGAGGCCACAUUCAAGCCAGGCGACAUGGUGCUACAGCAGGGGCGCGAGACCAGCUUCAUGUUCUUCCUGGUGUCGGGCGAGGUGCAGGUGGUGGCGGACCUGCCCGACAGCAGCGACCCGCUGGUGCUUGGGGCGGCGCUGGCGGCACUGGGCGGCACCAAACCUACUCAAGCGCAGGUCAAGGCACUAGCGGCGCACGUGGCGGCGUCGAACCGCAGGGCAGCGGCAGCGGCCAGCACCAAUGGCGCACCCGGUGCAAAGGGCGGGGAUACGGCGCGGCAGGACGGCGUGAUGCGCUCCCGCACCGGGACCUCCACUGGCGACGACGGUGGCACCGUGGCGCUCGCAGCAGGUGGUGGCGGCGGUGGUGGCGGCUCAGUGCUGCUACCCAACUUCGGCACCACGCGGCGUGUGGUGCUGGGCCGGCGCGGCAGCGGUGUGGUCCUAGGAGACGAUCUACUGAGAGAGAAGCGGCUGACCGUGGGCGUGGUGGCGACCAGCCGAUGCGUGUGCCUGGCAGUCAGCCCGCAGCGCUUCACCAUGUGCUGCGACCCGCUCACGCUGCGGCUGUUCCACAAGCUGCGGCUGCAACACAGCGCCACGGCAGUGUUCACGGACGCGCUCCUGGCACAGGAGGAGCGGGUGGGGCUGGUCACUGCUUUCAGGGAUACUGUGUUGUCAGCCAGCUAUGACCACGUGCCCGACACGCUCAAGCGCGGCGAGUUGAGCGAGCCGCGAGCAUGGCUGGCGUCAAGCAUCCGGCCAUCGGAGCUGGACGCCAGCGCUGACGACUUGUACCAGCAACGUGCCGCCGCGAAAGCCGCCGCGGCAGCAGCCGCCAGGGCAGCAGCCAAUGGCGACGCGGGUGCCGCUGCAGCUGCAGCCGCUGCUGCCGCCGCAGCAGUUGCAGCUGCCAGUGGCCGGCGUAGCGUAAGCCCGCACGCGGGCGCCGGUGGCCGGCCUCGCAGCCGGGAGGUAUCGCCGCCGCCGGGGCUGGCGAUGCCGGCGCGCGGCUCGACGUCGCCGCCGCCGAAGCAGCCUCUGCACCUGCCGCCGUCGGUGGCUGCACUGUCGCUGCCGGGCCUGGAGGGGGCGCCGGCUGCCAAGCUGUACAGCGGUCUCAAGGUAGCGCUGGUGCAGGAGCUGGUGGGCUCCAGGGCGGAGAGCGGCAGCAUGGCUGUGUUCCUGCAGAGGAUGAAAGCGGCUGAGACGCAGCGAAUUGCCAACGCCAACGCGGGGGCGGGCGGCGCGCCCAAAUCCAUCGACCUGGCCGCAGCGCCGGGCGCAGCGGGCAGCGGCGCGGCGGCGGCGGUGACUCAGCAGCAGCAGCGCAGCUACACAGACAUGCUGGAGGCGGCGUGCAUGGCCGUCAUCAAGGUGGAGCUGGCACCGGGCCAGCUGGAUGUGAAGCUGGACACCAUGGCACAGGUUCUGGACGACAUUGUGGUGCAGUGGUCGGACCUGGCUCACCGCUUCGGCCUGCAGCUGGUGCGCUGGCGGGCGGCCGAGUACUUCCUGGUGGUGCCGCUGGACCUGUCCGCGCGCCGGCGGCCGCUGGUGCGCAUCGUGGCCGACACGCUGCUGACCAUGGCGGCGGAGUUCAGGAAAAUCGUGGCCCAGAACGAGAUCCCUCACCUGGCCAUGGCCGCCGGUGUGGCCAUUGGUGGUCUGUUCAGCUCCUACGAUAGUGGGCACUUCCUUGUGGGCUGCAGCGGCCAGGCGCACGCGGCGGCACAGCACCUGUGCAAGAUGGCCCAGGAGGAGGGCGGCUGGCAGGGCACCAUCCUGGUGGCGGACAGCGUGGCACAGGCGCUGGCUCGGACACACCACGUGCAGUGCGCGAGCGGCGGCGGGGAGCUGCUGGGCGCAGUGGGUCAGGCCCCAGGCAGCCCGCGCGCGCGGCGGCGGCCCAGUCCGCUGCUUACGCAGGAGGAGGAGGAGCAGCGGCGGCAGCGGCUGGCGCGAGAGCAGGAGGAGCGGCGGCAGUCCAGCGAGGUGGGGGAGGGAGGCGGCGUGAAGCUGGAGUCCAAGGGGCCCACUGGCAGCGCAGGCGCGGCGGCGGCGGAGGUGCUUGCGGAGGACGAUGAGGAUGAGCCCGUGUCCCCCGGCACGCGGCCCUACCACCGCCGAGCCUUUGGGCCUGGUGCUGAUGGCAGCGGUGGCGGCGCCCCCAAUGGUAGAGGUCUGCGCAGCCCCGGCAGCCGCUCCAUGCACUACCUGCCUGGGGGCGGCGCCGCCUGCCUGGAUGGCGGCGAGCCCAUGCAGGACCCCGCGCUCGGCACACCGCACGCCGGGCUGGCGUCCAAUCUGCAUGCGCCCUCGCCAGGUGGUGAUGGCGCGGCCUCGCCGGUCUCGCGCCAGCCUUCCCAGGGUGCCUCACGUCGUACGGCGGGCACGGCCGCAGGAGGGGGCGGUGGGCCUCUGCUGCCUCCGCCACUGCUGUUGGGCGGCGAGCCGACCUGGGCCACCCAGGCGGGCCCCGUCACCAUCCCCGGCGAGGACGUGCUGUCCACGCCCAACCCCAUCACGUCACAGGCAGCUGUAUUGCGCCGCAGCCAGGACGCGCUGCGCCCCGCCUCGCUACUGGUGCCAGGCGACCCCACCAGCGCCGAACAGUCGCCCAACUCGCCCGCCCUAUUCAGUAUGCGACACCCCAAUGGCCUGGCGCACCAGCAACAGCAGCAGCAGCACCAACAGGCUCUUCGUGCCUCGGGCGGCCUGCCGCCGGGCGCCUACCGCUCAAAUAGCAGCACCUCCCAGGCGGCACCGCACCAGCUGCAGCAGCUGCAGCAACAGUACGGCGGUGCCGGUGGCACCACUGGUGCCACCAGCCCCGUGCCAGGUUCCGGAGCUGGCGGGGCGGUGGGCGGUAGCGGGCGUAGGGCGCCAGGAAGCGUGCCGAUCGGGCCAGGUUGGGAGGGCGGGAGCACUGGUGGGACCACACCGGGCUGGCCCGCAGCGGCGGGAGGUGGUGUGACCAGUACUUCGUCUUCUCCAGGGGGAAGCGGCUUGAAGCUGGCGCAGCGGCGGGAGCGCAACUCGGCCGCCACCAGCACCAUGAUGUUUAGGCAGCAGCUGCGGCAGGAGGUUGCCAGUCUACGACAGAGCUCCCACCACCAGCACUCGUACCACUAUGACAGCGCCGUUGUAACACAGCAUCACAUGCCUGCUGUUGGACCCAGCUCUGCGCCACUUCCAAGCAGUCCCAGCGACCGCGCUCACAGCCACAGCCACAGCGCGCCCUCACGCGGUGAUAAUCUCAGCCCCAGCCGAAGCCGCUUCGCGCCUCAGCUUCCAUCAUCGGCCGCCGCCACACACUCCGCCGCGCCUGCGCCUGUGGAUGCAGGCUCUGGGGCGGCAGCGGCAGAAGUGCAGCGGGCGGUCAGCCCUGGUAAGCGGGAUGCUUGGACAGCCGCAUCUGCCAACAUGGGGGCGGCCGGCUUGUGCCCGAGCCUGGGGCCAUCGUAUCGAUUGCCGACUGGCGUGCCGCCGCGGCGGGCACUCUCGCCCAUGCCCCAGCGCCCCGUCUCGCCGUACAUUCCCUUCUCGGCGGUGGACCCAGCAUCAGAAGCUGCAGCGGCGGCACGCGGCGGCGCUAGUCCUGGCGCCGGCGCCAGCCGCCUGACGCCGCCAGCAGGGCCGUCAGCAGCCGCCGCAUCUUCGGCUGGUGGCGGUGGCGGUUGCCCUGCUCCGAAGCUGGUUGCAAGCAACUUUGGCUAUCUGAAGGUCCCCACCAACCGCCUCCGUCGCGGCAGCGAGGGCAUGGCAGGCAUCGGUGACAGCGGCGCGGUCCGUCGGGCCUCCAGCCACACCGUCAACUUUGCCGCCGGUGCAGUUGAUGCCAGCGGCCGGCACAACAUCGGCCGCAGCGUCAGUCACGGAGCGCCCGCCGCUCCCGACUCGCCUGCACUUCACCAGUAUCCCUCUGGUGGCGGCCGAGCGGCGCCCAACGCUCUGGGUCAGUGGGUGCCCACGCCUAGCGCCGCCGCGGCUGCCGGCGCGACCGGCUGGGGCGGCUUCAGCUGGGCUGCAGGCGCUGGACCGGCUGCGGGGAUUGCGUCCGGCGAGUCAACUUCGGGUGGCGGCGUCUCUGCAGCCACGACGCAGUACGGUGGGAUGGUUGGUACGGCAAGCAGUACAGCGUAUGGCAGGUCGAAGAGCAGCCGGGGGCGUACGGCCCAGGGCGAUAACCGCUUCGAGUCACCUCCGCCGGCCGGGCAGCAUGUCGGCAGUGGUGGAGGCAAGGGCAAAAAGAACUCGACCUGGCAGGACCUGGGUAGCCAGCGCGCUGCGGAGCAGUACGCGGCGGAUCUGCCCCUGGGGCUGCAGCACGUGUCCUUCUCCACCGCCGGCCUAUCGCGCGUGCCGCCCCUGCAGCGGCUGCUGUACCUGGAGAGCUUGGCUCUGAGCUACAACCACCUGGUGGACGUGGGCAGCGAGGCGCUGGCGGGGCUGUCCGCGAACCUCAAGACGUUGACCUUGGUUUGCGCGGACCUGUCUUCCCUGCCUCCCGACUUCGGCGCACUGCUGCCGGGCCUCACCGAGCUCAACCUCAGCAAUAAUCGGCUCACCCAGCUGCCGCCCACCAUGGGCUGCAUGACGCGCCUGCGCUGCCUCUCCAUCGCCCACAACCGCCUGGAACCGCCCGGCCUGCCGCCCAGCCUGUGGGGCAUGGCGUCGCUGGAGCACCUGCUGCUGGGCCACAACCAGCUAACCGAAUUACCGGGCCGGUCGUUGGCGGAGCUAACCAACCUGCAGUCGUUGGACCUACGGCACAACCGCCUGGCGGCGCUGCCACCCUCCACCACAUGCCUGUCCGGCAGCCUUACAAAGCUUGUCGUCAGCUACAACAACCUAACGGCCAUGCCGCCCAGGUUCAUGGAUUCCAUGGAUCGACUGGCGGUGCUGGUGUUGGAUUUCAAUCCAAAGCUGGUGGCGUGUCCGCAGCUCGCCAUGGGCAGGCCGGGUGGCGACGACGGCAGCGGCAGCCUGUCGGUGCACAACAGCACGUCCGGUGGCGCGGGUCUGGCAGUGAAGAUGUCGAGUGCGGUGACCCUGACACCUGGAGGCAGCGGCAGCCCAGACAAGGGGUCAACAGCGACGCCAACUCCUCACGCGAAUACAGGAUCCGCCGAGACGGCGCCGGCUGGCGCGGCUGCCGCUGCCGCGACUGUCGGUACUGACGCGGCGGAGGGCACUCCCUUCGCCGCGGGGUCCGCUCAGGCGCCCGUCACGGCCAGCGUUGAGCAGUCACCGGACAGGGGCACACCGUCGCCACUCGCACGGAAAGACAUGUCGCCAAGCGUCAGUGCCGGUGGCGCUGUGCCCGCCACGCUUACUGCGGCGCCGCCGUCAGCACAGCCCUCAGCUCUGGGCCUGCGGCACAGCAACGGCGCGGGGCUGUGGCGGCAGGUCAAGGCAGUGGUGACGGAGGCGGCCGCGGUUCUGCACCUACCGUCUCUGCGUGUCCUGUCGCUUUCAUCGGUGUCUCUCCUCAACAUACCCGCGUGGCUACCUGCUGGGCUGCAGGUGCUGGACGUGAGCCGCAACAACCUGCACUACCUCCCGCCCUGGCUGCCGCGCCGCCUGGCGCCCUCGCUGGCGGUGCUACGGCUGCACACCAACCGCCUGGAGGCACUGCCGUCAGACAUACGCACCAUGACAGCACUGCAGGUGUUGACGCUGGAGGAGAACCCGAUUGCCAGUCCAGAGCGCAUCGCCACGCCACAGGGCGCCGGGUGGGCAGCGGAGUGGCUGUACCGCAAGAAGUACAGGAGCAGGCCUGAGGUGAUGGCUAGCUUGGCGGCGCAGGGCAGCGAGCAGCCGCUGCUGUCCCUGGCUGCUACAGCCUCGGCCCUCAUGGCGGCGCAAGGUGCUACAGCCAACGCAUCCAGCACCAAUGUAUCUGCCGGUGGCGCAGGAGGUGCGGGUGGCAGCGGCGGCCCAGCUAAGGCCACAUCCCAGGCGGGUGGGGGGCUUUCAGCUAACCCAAGCACGACGACUGUUGCCGCGGCGGCAGCAAGUCAAGCCGCGGCGCUUGCGGCGGAGCCGUCCGUGCCGCCAUCUGCUGCCGCGGGAGGGGCGUAUGGCAUUGCCUGAUGCAUAUUGCAGGCGGAUUAGGCCUCAACGUGUUGUAGGUCCGCUGACAUAGAGACAUGAUGUAUGUGUUGAGCACACAUCCUGCUUGCUGUUGUACGAUGCAUGGGGGGUUUGUGGCGUGAGGGGUGAGGUUGGGCAAGCUGUUACUUUGGACAUGACCUCAAGAUUGGCCAUAAGCAUCCACUAUCAUGCAUGCACGCACUCAAGAUGCUGCACGGGCGCGCACAGCGGCUGAAGCCUGGGUUUGAUGCAUGAGGAGACAGCGGUGCUACAAGUCUCGGAAGCAAGGCGGGUAAAGCAACUAACGCGCUGUGAUGCAGGCAUGCAGGUCCCGAGUCCCUCACCAUCGCACGGUGUAAAAUGUUUCCGUG
Messenger RNA from Chlamydomonas reinhardtii, 7928 nucleotides. RefSeq lists its product as uncharacterized. The transcript has 34 exons. The record is from RefSeq and is a predicted model, not a curated record. NCBI's taxonomy places the organism in Eukaryota, Viridiplantae, Chlorophyta, Chlorophyceae, Chlamydomonadales, Chlamydomonadaceae. Bases 262 to 7557 code for a protein of 2431 amino acids. Gene Ontology annotation, molecular function: protein binding.